This is a messenger RNA of Exaiptasia diaphana, 1685 nucleotides long. RefSeq names its product nuclear FMR1 interacting protein 1. Gene Ontology annotation, cellular component: nucleus. Gene Ontology annotation, biological process: box C/D snoRNP assembly. Bases 94 to 1251 code for a protein of 385 amino acids. The transcript has 10 exons. The record is from RefSeq and is a predicted model, not a curated record. Lineage: Eukaryota; Metazoa; Cnidaria; Anthozoa; Actiniaria; Aiptasiidae. Gene Ontology annotation, molecular function: RNA binding.
GUACAUGCAUGUCUGAGAUUCAGUGUUUAUUAGAAGUUAAUUUUGUCCUUUCAGUGUGAAAGAAGUGUUUAUAUUCAAACUUAGCAAUUGAAGAUGAAUCGUUUACCUCUUCCAAACUGGAAUUGUACYCCAAACAUCAAUCCCACAGGCAAUUUCUCUGCGAUCUUGAACGUUGGUUAUGGAGGCUUGCCAUUCACUGGCCAACAUUAUCGGUCUCAUCCACCACAGAUGUUUGUCCCAAGGCCGCCAGUUCACACAAAUUUACAAGAAUCAACCUCUCGGGUAAACGGGAAUAAUGCUCAUGAACCCAGCAAAAUGUCUCAAUGCCAAGCAUUGCCAUCAAAGCAAGAAGACUUUUCCUGUGAUGUUUGUGAAAGAUCCUUCAAAACAAAACAGAUUCUUGAYACACACCUUAAAUCACAUGUCAAGUGUGAUUAUGAAAACUGCUCAUUUUUUGCAUCAAGAAAGAUGUUAAAACUGCACUUCAUUCAGAAUCAUGCAAAAGGGAGAAUGAGAAUUAAGUUGGAUUCUCCUGAAGAAAUUGAAAAAUGGAGGGAACAAAGACGGAAGAGGUAUCCAACAUUUGCCAACAUACAGAAGAAAAUAGAAGAAGAAAAAGCGCGUCGUGAAAAUGGGCAAAUAGCAGAAACGCAAACUUUUAGAUAUCAAGGUAAAAAACAAAGAAAUAAUAGACGUUUUAACAGGCAAAAGCAUUCAAAAUUCCAAAAACCAGCAAGACAAGAAGCACAAUUUAACAAUAGUAACAGUGAAGUUAACCAAUGUGAUGUGGAGAAAAAAGAGACAAAAMAACCAGUUGGGGAUCCUUUGUCGUUACUCCUUGCUAACUCAAAUGUUGAAAGUGACAGUGAGGAAAAACUACCACAUAACACAACUCCACAAAAAUCUGCUUCAGUUUCUACAUCAGCACUUGCAUCUCUUUGUAGUUAUGGAGGUGAUUCCUCUAGUGAUGAGAGUGAUGCAGAUGAAGAAAUAAAUAAUAACAACAAAGUCAGCACUCCUAUCCAAAGUGUUAAAUCAGCUGAARGUAGGCCAGAAAACACAGAACUUUCGUCAACACCACAGAAAGUCUCAAGGAAAAGAAAACAAGAUUUUAGAAAGAAUAAGGGGGCAAAAUCAAGAAAAGUCACCCUCUUGGAAAAGCUGUUAGCACCAGAGAUCAGACAUGAAAACAACGCCAUUCUACAGUGCAUUCGCUAUAUAGUCAAGAACAAUUACUUUGAUAAUAAAUAGUGCCUUACUGGUAAUAACAAAUACACUAAUAUACUUAGAACUUUAAAGCGAAAUCUAAAAUAGAUAAUUAUGGUGAGCAAACCUGGUUAAAAUUCAUCGUCCUGUCUCAUGGUAGCUAUAUAACUUUCCGAGGAUUCAAGGGAGACGCCUUCAUGGGAAACGCUCAUGUGAGGCAUAUGUCUACUUCAGAAGAACACCACUUUUUUAACAGUAUUUGGAUUUCUUGAGGGGCAAGCCCCUAAAUGAGUGUUUCGUUGUUUCUGCUUUUAAUGGAAUGGUUAAGAAGUGUAAUGGGAUUGUCAUGCUCAAUGUAAUACCAGGUUUGUCCUUGUAUGCCCCUCAUGUUCUCAUGGACACUCCGUAUUUCUUGCCUUGUAAAUAGAAAUUGGAGACGAUUUUUAUGUAGUGUUUAAAAAACGAGCAGGAGUGCUUUA